AUGGAGACCGCGCCCGGGAGCGCCCCGUCCUCCUCCUCCCCCUCCUCCUCCUCCGCCGCCGCGGCAGCAGCGUUGCGGCUGGCGCUGGCGGCUCCGGGGCUGCCCGACGGUCCCUUCGGCUGUCCCAUCUGCCUCGAUCUCCUGAAGGACCCGGUGACGGUACCGUGCGGGCACAACUUCUGCCAGGGCUGCCUGGGGGCGCUCCGUCAGCGGACGGGCCCCCCCGACGGCAGCGGCGGAGCGGGCGGGGCCGCCCGUUGCCCGCUGUGCCAGGAGCCCGUCCCCGCAGCCUUGAGGCUCCGCAAGAACCGCGCCCUCUGCGAGGUGCUGCCGCUGCUGGCGGCCGCUGCCGCCGCCGGGACAGCCCCUGCGUCCCCCGCAUCCCCUACGGCCCCUCCAUCUCCCCCAUCCCCAGCCGUCGGGUCCUCCAUGGCACCAGGAGCCGAGGAGGAAGAUGCGGCGGGGGAGGAAGGAGCGGCGGUGCUGUGCGACGUGUGCCCGGCGGGGUCGCGGGUGGCUGCGGUGCGAUCGUGCCUGGUCUGCUUGGCCUCUUUCUGCGGUGCCCAUCUGGAGCCCCACCGCCGGGCCCCAGCCUUCCGCGCCCACCGCCUGGUAGCGCCGCUGCGGCGGCUGGAGGAGGGGCUGUGCCCCCGCCACCUCCAGCCCCUCGACGGCUUCUGCCGCACCGAGCAGACCUGCGUCUGUGCCCGCUGCCGCGCCCACGAGCAUAGCGCCCACGACGUGGUGCCCCUCGAGAAGGAGCGGGAGCACAAGGAGGCCCAACAAGCCAAAUUCCUCAGCGAUGUGGACAACGAGCUGGAGGAGCUGGCAGUCACCAUUGCACAGGCCAAGAAGAUGGUGGAGCUCAUUAAGAGUGCUGCCACGAAGGAGAAGGAAAAAGUUGAGAAGCUGUUUGCAGAAGCCUAUGAGGUCCUGGCAACUUUCCAGAAGGAGGUGGCUGGUUUCAUCGAGGAUGGGGAGCGCUCCAUGCUGGGGGAGGCUGAGGCCAAUCUCCACUGGAAGGAGGAGAGACGAACCAAGCUGGACCAGUGCAAGCAAAACCUGGAGAAUGUCCCCAGCACCGACACCAUCUACUUCCUCCAGGAAUUUCAGGCCUUAAAAGUAGCCAUGGAAGAAAAGCUCUGCCCGGCUCUGAGCUUCCAGAACGAGCUGAACUUCACCAAAUGCACCAAAGCCGUGGGCGCGGUGAAGGACGUGCUGUCUGCUGCCUGCAAAAACCAGUGGGACCUCUUGCAGGGGAAAGGAGUUGAUGGGCUGAGUUUCCCAGAGACAGAGAAAGCGCUGUCCAAGUCCCCAUCUCCAGACAAGUCAAACAACCCUGCCUGCCUGGAGAGCCGCGAUUACUUCCUGAAAUUCGCCUUCAUCAUUGACCUGGACAGUGACACGGCUGACAAGUUCAUCCAGCUGUUUGGCACCAAAGGGGCCAAGCGGGUGCUGAGCCCCAUCCCCUACCCGGAGAGCCCGACCCGAUUCAUCAACUGUGAGCAGGUGCUGGGGGUGAACCUCAUGAACCGAGGCAACUACUACUGGGAGGUGGAGCUCAUCGACGGCUGGGUCAGCAUCGGUGUCAUCGCUGAGGACUUUAACCCCAGGGAGUCCUACAACCAGGGGCGCCUGGGGCGGAACACCAAGUCCUGCUGCCUGCAGUGGAAUGGCCAGAACUACGUGGCCUGGUUUGGUGACUUCAAGUCUGUCAUCCAGCAGCCGUUUUUCCACACGAUUGGGGUCUUCCUGGAGUACUCUGAGAAGGCCCUGACCUUCUACGGAGUCAAGGACUCCAAGAUGACCUGCUUGCAGCAGCUCAAGGUCUCCCCUUUUGCCAAGGGUCAGUUUGACCUUUUCCAGAACAUAAUCAACCAACACUUUGCCUCUCUUUUCUCGAGCAAGCUGAAACCAGCCUUCUUCCUGGAGAGCGUCGAUGCCCACCUGCAGAUCGGGCCACUGAAGAAAGAUUGUGUCUCGGUGCUAAAGCGUAGGUAACC
Molecule: messenger RNA, 2003 nt
Organism: Indicator indicator
Lineage: Eukaryota; Metazoa; Chordata; Aves; Piciformes; Indicatoridae
Gene: TRIM47
Product: tripartite motif containing 47
Exons: 6
Coding region: 1-2001 (666 amino acids)
Molecular function (GO): protein binding; zinc ion binding
Source: RefSeq, a predicted model, not a curated record